Messenger RNA from Rhizoctonia solani, 1014 nucleotides. Its product is annotated as D-lactaldehyde dehydrogenase. Gene Ontology annotation, molecular function: oxidoreductase activity, acting on the CH-OH group of donors, NAD or NADP as acceptor. Lineage: Eukaryota; Fungi; Basidiomycota; Agaricomycetes; Cantharellales; Ceratobasidiaceae. Bases 1 to 1014 code for a protein of 337 amino acids. The record is from RefSeq and is a predicted model, not a curated record. The transcript has 9 exons.
AUGCCCUCUAUUAAAGCAAACGAGACUGUUUUGGUUACUGGUGCGAGCGGAUUUAUUGCUGUCUGGGUGUGUCGAACUCUUCUCGAAGCCGGGUAUAACGUCAAAGGCACAGUGCGCUCUACCUCCAAAGGCGAUUAUCUGUCCAACCUAUUCAAAUCAUACGGCGACAGAUUCCAAUACAUAAUAGUUGAAGAUGAGGGCGCCUUCGAUGAAGCAGUCAAAGGGGUACAUGGUAUUGCGCAUACUGCUUCACCGUUCCAUUUCGCCAGCGAGGAUCCAAAGGAUAUAAUUGAUCCGGCUAUCAAAGGCACAACUGGGGUUCUGGAAAGCGCACAUAAAUUCGGAUCGGCUGUCAAGCGUGUAGUAAUCACAUCCAGUGUGGCGUCGGUUACGGACGGGAUGUAUCACCUCAAACCCCAGGAACCAUAUAUACGGAGGUGGAACGACUGGAACACGCUUUCCGAGAAGGAGAUUGAAGAAAAAGGCAAAUAUGCGUCGGGAUCAGAGAAGUACUGCGCUAGCAAGACUCUCGCUGAAAAAGCUGCAUGGGAAUUUGUCAAGAACAUCAAGCCCAAUUGGGACAUUGCUACCUGCUGCCCAUCUCUCGUCCUCGGCCCUUUUUUACAUCAAGUUUCUAACCCCAAUGCUCUGAAUACUUCAAUCGCCACUUUAUAUAAUUUUAUGCAUAACAAGGAAUCGAUUAGUAAGGAACAUUGCUCGUACCCAAUUUAUAUUGCAUUGGCACAUGUACGCGCGCUCGAAGUCGAAGAAGCAGGCGGACAGAGGUUCAUCACGUCUUCGGGGCCCUUUUGUUGGCAAGAUGCUUUGGAUGUUCUCGAUCUUCCCCCUGAAUUUCCCCGUGGGAUUCCGGGGUCCGGUAAAGCACUCAACCACAUCGUUUUCAGCCACACCAAAGCCAACAAGAUGCUUGGGAUUGAAUUCAAGGGUUUGCAAGAAUGUGUGCGUGAUACGGUUAAAGAUCUAGAGAAGCAUGGGUGGGGGGUCAUGGUAUAA